ACUAGCUCCAUGAGGACACACACACAGGCACACAAAGGCACACACGAAGCGGCUCAUUCGAAUUAUUUCCUAAACGGGUCGUCAUUGUCACAGCACGCGUUAUGUCACUUCGACUAGUACCGAGUGUACAAUUAAAGCUUUCCCGCGUAUUUGCGUAUGCUAUCUGCGUUCUACAGAGACAUUCGCAUAAUUGCAUCGAACAAGAACGAGUCGUUCUCCUGGGGAAGUUUCGCGUCCGUUAAUUCGCGUACCUGUGUUCGAUUUCACUUUUAAAGACAACUUAAUGUGAUUGCUGUAUGUGAAUAAACUGCAUUAUUAUGCUGAAAAUAAUUAUAUUAUCAUUGAUUGUGAUCGGUGCCAAAAGUGAACCUGAUGCCAUUCAAACCAAAUUUGGACUUCUUCAAGGAAAAUGGAUAAAAACUUCAAGAAACUUUUUUAUCGAUGCCUAUUUAGGAAUCCCAUAUGCUAAACCACCUGUUGAUGAUUUGCGAUUUAAGAACCCUCAAAUUUGGGAAGAAAAGUGGUUAGGGACAAAGGAAGCCACAAAAAAUGGCCCAACAUGUAUUCAAAUCGAUUCUAAUGGUAAAAUCAGUGGUGAAGAGGAUUGUCUUUAUCUUAAUGUGUUUGUUCCCACCGAUACGCGGCAUCCAACUACAACCACAGAUUUAGCUAAACGAAAACUUCCUGUUCUUAUAUUUAUUAGAGGUGGGAGUUUUAAUGUGGGAACUACAAAUAGUUCAAUUUUUUCACCAGUUUACCUCCUCAAUCAACAAAUUGUUCUUGUCACCUUCAAUUAUCGGCUUAACUUCUUAGGAUUUUAUAGCACCGGAAAUGAUGCGUCACCUGGAAACUAUGGAUUAAAAGACAUGGUUACCGUGUUGAAAUGGGUGAAGGCAAACAUAGAGGAUUUUGGAGGGGAUCCUGACUCUGUCACUCUUUUUGGAAAUUCCGCAGGCGCCGCUGCAGUUCAUCAUUUGUCUCUUUCUAAAAAAACGGAAGGGCUCUUUCAUAAAAUGAUUACAAUGAGCGGUUCAGCAUUAGCACCUUGGGCCUUCCAUCUCAGAAAAAACAUCAGGAAUGACUCAAUCGAACUAGCCAAGCUAGCUAAUUGUUUUCAGAUGAACGAAACAGUAACAACGGCUCUAUAUAACGAAAUAACCGAAGCUUCUGCAGACAAUUACAAAGUGGACAACAUAACAACCAAUAUGACUGAUGAAGAAAUAGUUGAUUGCAUGAGGAACAUCGAUGUAAAAGAACUCUUAAAUCUAACUAGAAACAUGACUGUUUGGAAAAAAUCGCCCAAUAUGAUCUUUGGUCCAACUUUGGAAGAAGAUAAAGAGGAUGCUAUCAUAACAAUGCAUCCAAGAAAAGUGGUAGAAAGUGCUUCAUUUCGUGAUAUUCCGUGGAUAACGGGAGUUGUCGCAGACGAAGGUUUAGGACUCGGCAUUGAUUUCGAAGGUGAAAGUUUGCAAGAACUAGAGGAGAAUUUUACUGAACUUGGGCCGUAUGUUAUGGAAUGUCAUCAAGUUAUUGAAAAGAAGGAACAGUUUAGUCAAUCUUUGAUAGAUUACUACUUUCAGGGAAACCUCAGUCAGAACUUUAAUACUAAUGCUUCUCAAUUGUUUGGCGAUAUCAAUAUUAAUUGGCCAGUCUAUGAAGCAUUACAAAAUCAAGCAAGAACAAUGAAAUCCAGUGUUUAUUUUUAUGAUUUUGUUUACGAGGGUACGUUCUCUGUAACCAUGGAUAAAAAUGGACUUAAAAAAUCUGGCGUUGCUCACAUGGAUGAUCUAAAUUACUUGUUUCCUUUUCUGAAUAACAUGUACGCUCAUUUAAUGCUGGAAAAUACUUCGGAUGACAAGACUAUGAUCAAUAUCAUGACAGAAUUAUGGGCCGACUUCGCAAAGAAUGGAAAGCCAAGUGCGAAUUACACCUGGACUGAAUGGAAACCCUAUCAAGAAAAUCACGAAUUCAUGAGAUUGGGUAACGGAAGUUCGGCAACAAUUUCUAUGGAGAGAGAUUUCCUAGCAGAGAAAAUGAAAUUCUGGGAACAGCUAUUGAAGGAUGUAUCUUAUCCUUUAGAUGAAACUGUCCUCAUCAGCAACAAUAAUGAUAAUGACGCAGGUCGUGGUGUGACUUCUGUGAGCUAUACGUAGUUCCGAGAUACACGAACGUCUGGAAUUCGAUUAAUGUGGAAACGAGUAAGCGAUGUCCCAGAACCGUUGUCUUAACGGAGGCCGCUCAAGGGACACGAGUUAGGGUUAUGGCAUUACCGCAUAAUCCAUAGCUGGAGUCCGCCACUGCGACCAUUGGGAAAACAAGGUAUGAGAAAAUGAAUAUUUGAGAAAGCGGCUAGAGCGGCGCAACACGUCGAGCCAACUAGCAGCCGAGCUUCCUCCGCCAUAUAAUCUUAGCCUACCUACUAAUUCCGUCUUAAAAUCCCGCGGAAGCUGGAUUUACAAAGGCGAAGCUAAAGUGGAAAGCCUGGAACACCGGGAUAGAUCCCCAAAUGUUUUAAGUCUUGAGAUUACGUGGAUCGGAGAAAGGGAGGAUGAUUUCACAUCUGCUUGCUCCAUUCCGUGCUUAUUUAAUGUUUGAACGUGGCAAAAGUUGAUAACUAGAAUAUUUUCAGAGGAUGGGAUUAGCCAACUUUAUUUCGAGAGAAUUGGAUUUUUAGUAAAUUGCCAGUGAAGAUGAUGAAGGGCAUGUGACAGUCUGUCACGUGACCGACCAAUUACAUGUACUCUACAGUCUUCAGGAAGCACAAAAAAGUCGACAUCUGUGGGUCACUU
Molecule: messenger RNA, 2789 nt
Organism: Belonocnema kinseyi
Lineage: Eukaryota; Metazoa; Arthropoda; Insecta; Hymenoptera; Cynipidae
Product: esterase E4-like
Exons: 11
Coding region: 318-2153 (611 amino acids)
Source: RefSeq, a predicted model, not a curated record